Messenger RNA from Lodderomyces jiufengensis, 1983 nucleotides. RefSeq names its product DEAD-box ATP-dependent RNA helicase (gene DED1). Bases 1 to 1983 code for a protein of 660 amino acids. The transcript has a single exon. Gene Ontology annotation, molecular function: RNA binding; ATP binding; RNA helicase activity. NCBI's taxonomy places the organism in Eukaryota, Fungi, Ascomycota, Pichiomycetes, Serinales, Debaryomycetaceae. Gene Ontology annotation, cellular component: nucleus. The record is from RefSeq and is a predicted model, not a curated record.
AUGUCAGACAUUACUCAACAGAUGAACAAUUUAAAUGUACAAGAUAAUAACCCAUCUUAUCAACAACAACAACAACAACAAAAUGGUAGAAGACAAUAUGUACCACCUCAUUUAAGAAAUAGAUCAGCACCUCCACAACAACAAGAUGAUGUACAAUAUGGAGGAGGAUCACGUCGAGGUGGAUAUAAUAAUAAUUCAAACGGCUACCAAAAUUCAAGAGGUAAUUAUGGUAAUUCAUCUCCUAAUUAUAGAGGUAAUAGUAAUGGAUUUUCAAGAGGUGGAUCAAGAGGUGGUAGUUUUGGUUCAACUGGUGGUAGAUUCCAAAGAACAACUCCAGGAGUUGGUAAAUGGGUUGAUGGUAAACAUGAACCUGCUCCAAAUAAUGAAAGAUUAGAAUUAGAAUUAUUUGGUACUGCUGAUGAUUCACAUUUUCAAAGUUCAGGUAUUAAUUUUGAUAAUUAUGAUGAUAUUCCAGUUGAAGCAAGUGGUGAAGGAGUACCAGAACCAAUUACUCAAUUUACUGCUCCUCCAUUAGAUGAAUUAUUAGUUGAAAAUGUUAAAUUAUCAAGAUUUACAAAACCAACUCCAGUUCAAAAAUAUUCAGUUCCAAUUGUUGCUGCAGGUAGAGAUUUAAUGGCUUGUGCUCAAACUGGUUCAGGUAAAACUGGUGGAUUUCUUUUUCCUGUAUUAUCUGAAUCUUAUAUGAAUGGACCAGCUCCAAUUCCUGAAUCAACUGGUGCUUUUUCAUCUCAUAAAGUAUAUCCAACUAUUUUAGUUAUGGCACCAACAAGAGAAUUAGUUUCACAAAUUUAUGAUGAAAGUAAAAAAUUUGCUUAUAGAUCAUGGGUACGUCCUUGUGUUGUUUAUGGUGGUGCAGAUAUUGGUAAUCAAAUAAGACAAUUAGAUAGAGGUUGUGAUUUAUUAGUUGCUACUCCAGGUAGAUUAAAAGAUUUAUUGGAAAGAGGAAGAGUUUCUUUAGCAAAUAUUAAAUAUUUAGUCCUUGAUGAAGCUGAUAGAAUGUUAGAUAUGGGUUUUGAACCACAAAUUAGACAUAUUGUUCAAGAAUGUGAUAUGCCAAAUGUCGAAGAUAGACAAACACUUAUGUUUUCAGCUACUUUCCCAAGAGAUAUUCAAAUGUUAGCUCGUGAUUUCUUAAAAGAUUAUAUUUUCUUAAGUGUUGGUAGAGUUGGUUCAACUUCAGAAAAUAUUACUCAAAAAAUUUUGUAUGUUGAAGAUGAUGAGAAAAAAUCAGUUAUUUUGGACCUUUUAAAUGCAGAUCCUACUGGAUUAACCAUUGUAUUCACUGAAACUAAAAGAAUGGCUGAUAAUUUAGCUGAUUUCUUAUAUGAUCAAGGAUUUCCAGCUACUGCUAUUCAUGGUGAUAGAUCACAAUAUGAAAGAGAAAAAGCUUUAGCUGCUUUUAAAAAUGGUGCUGCACCAAUUUUAGUUGCAACAGCAGUUGCUGCAAGAGGUUUAGAUAUUCCAAAUGUUUCUCAUGUUAUAAAUUAUGAUUUACCAAGUGAUAUUGAUGAUUAUGUUCAUAGAAUCGGUCGUACUGGUCGUGCAGGUAACGUUGGUAUUGCAACUGCAUUCUUUAACAGAAACAAUAAAAAUGUUGUAAAAGGUUUAGUUGAAUUAUUAAGUGAAGCAAAUCAAGAAGUUCCAGAUUUUUUAACAAAAGUUGCAAGAGAAAGUGCAUUUGGUAAAGUUGGAGGUAGUAGAGGAGGUGCAAGAGCUGGUGGUUUAGCUACAAGAGGUUCCAAUAGAGAUUUUAGAAGAACUGGUGGUAGUAGUGGUGCAUCAAAUUGGGGUAAUAAUUCUUCAAGUGGUUGGGGUAAUUCUUCAAACAAUGGUGGAUGGGGUAAUUCAAAUAGUAAUGGUUAUUCAAAUGGUGGAAAUGAUUUUGGUUCAAAUUCACGUUCAAGUUUUAAUGAUAAUUCAAGUUAUGGUAACCCAUCAUCAACUUCAAAUUCAUGGUGGUAA